Schistocerca serialis cubense is the source of this 1274-nucleotide messenger RNA. RefSeq lists its product as uncharacterized. The transcript has 5 exons. The record is from RefSeq and is a predicted model, not a curated record. Gene Ontology annotation, biological process: signal transduction. Lineage: Eukaryota; Metazoa; Arthropoda; Insecta; Orthoptera; Acrididae. Gene Ontology annotation, molecular function: protein binding. Bases 276 to 1076 code for a protein of 266 amino acids.
UACUGUCGAGUUUGUGCAGUUCAUACGGAGGAUGCAACGGGUGAUUCCGAUUGGUUUGUUCUGGAUGUAAGCAGAGCCAUCUACAGGUGGCUUUGACAGAUUGCUGCGAUAGAAACAGGUCUUUGGGAGCAAACAGGUGUAUUUGAAGUUAACAAGUUUGAAUGCGGGAAGUGUUUUUAAAUGUUUGGUGGAUGCAGUGCAAUACGGCGUUAAACAGUGAAUAUCAUCAAGGAUUCGAAGUGAUAACUUGCCGGUGACAUUGAUAAGAUAAUAAAAUGACAUCUGAAGGUAAAUCUGCGCCACAAACAGCAAUGUUAACAACAGAUGCUGUCCCUAUUCCAUCGGCAGAAGUUCAGAAUGCACACGCGGAGAUGGUGCCGGUACAGAAUGAGUUGGGAGAGAAUGACACGCGUGAGUCUGAAGAAUAUGAAGAUACACAAGAGGAGCGUGUACCUAGAGGUGAUGAACAAGAAAUUGAAAGUGUAAAACUGAUAGACGAUGUUGAAGUGAGUAGUCCACAGGAAUUAUCACAAAAAGCAAAGGAAAGUGUGGAAACUCCGAUGACUAAUAAUCUGACUGAAAAAAGGAAAAAACCUUCUAGUGAUAAAAGAAUAAGGAAACAUGAUAAUUCACCAACACCAGGGCAAGCAUCGUCUGUUAUGUACAGUAUAACAAAUGUAACGGGACCAUUUCAAAUUGGCCAUAAAAUUACAAUUAAUAUGCCAUCAAAACAAGAAAAAUCUUCAAAGACAUCGCCCAGGAGGAUACCUAAGGCUGUAGAAGAUACCUUUAAGAGCACAGAGACAGUCAAAGAAGAAGAUCUGGAUACAGUGGCUCCACAUGUUGGCAGUGCGUGGAGGAGAGUUGGCAGACUGCUGAAUUUCAGUGAUGGUGAACUAGAUCAGUUCAAGAUAGAUUAUAAAACUGAAAGUGGCAUGAAAGAGGUUAUAUAUCAGAUGUUACUUGCUUGGAAAAGAGAAAUGAGUAGUAAUGCAACGCGCGGCAUUCUGUGCAGAACUUUGUGGUCUGCACAUGAGUAUGAUGCAGCAGAAAAACUAGUUCCGGACAUAAAUUGAAAGUAUCCUGCACUGUUCCAAAGGUUGAAAAGAAGAGUAUGUUUGUGAAUGAAUGUGCAAGAAGAUGAAUAUUUUUAUUGUCCACUUUUAUGUGUGGUGUAUGUGUUUGUACAGUCAACUUAAUUUUUGUACUAAACAUAGUUAAUUUGAUUUGUAUUAUAACCAAAUAUCAAAAUAAAAUAUCAAAAAUUUUUUAAA